Messenger RNA from Hydra vulgaris (swiftwater hydra), 756 nucleotides. Its product is annotated as small ribosomal subunit protein eS7. NCBI's taxonomy places the organism in Eukaryota, Metazoa, Cnidaria, Hydrozoa, Anthoathecata, Hydridae. Gene Ontology annotation, molecular function: structural constituent of ribosome. Gene Ontology annotation, biological process: ribosomal small subunit biogenesis; rRNA processing; translation. The record is from RefSeq and is a predicted model, not a curated record. Gene Ontology annotation, cellular component: small-subunit processome; cytosolic small ribosomal subunit; 90S preribosome.
CAUUGUGGCUACCGGAUAAAUUUUUUUCAACUCGAUUAAUAAAAAAAUUCUUAUUUAGCUUACUAUAUUAAGCAUUCUUUCAUCGAGCAAAAUCGUAAAAUACUGAAUUAAAAAUGGAAUACUUGUUGCCGCAAUCUUUUUGAAUGUCCUCCGGUUACCCGAACUAGCUGAGUUAACCAUGUUCACGAAAAUAGUUAAACCAGGAGGCGAACAGCCUGACGAACUAGAGAAACUUAUCGCAGAAACUUUGAUGGAGUUGGAAGUUAACUCAGACUUAAAAAACGAGUUAAGAGAGUUAUUCAUUUCAGGAGCAAAAGAAAUCGAUAUUGGAGAUAAGAGAAAGUGUAUUAUUAUAUUUGUUCCUGUUCCCUUGUUGACUCGGUUCCAAAAAAUUCAGGUGCGUUUGGUUCGUGAGCUAGAGAAAAAGUUUUCUGGAAAGCAUGUCAUUGUUGUUGGACAGAGAAGAAUCUUGCCUAAACCCAGUCGUAAGACAAGAAAUCAAAAGCAAAUGAGACCAAGAAGUCGUACUCUAACUGCUGUGCACGAUGCCAUUCUUGAAGAUCUUUGUUUCCCAUCGGAAAUCGUUGGUAAAAGCAUUCGAGUUAAAUUAGAUGGUUCAAGAUUGAUAAAAAUAGUUUUAGAAAAAGCUCAGCAAACAAAUGUUGAACAUAAACUUGACACGUUUGCAAAUGUUUACAAGAAACUAACUGGUAAAGACACUCAUUUUACUUUCGAAAUAUAAGUCAUAACAGAGAA